UAUGGAAUUUGAACUUAGCUCAGUGAGAUCGGAUCUUUUAGAGGAAAUUGAUUGCGAUGAAUCCUCAAAACUAACAGAUGGAUUUGCAGACGUUGAACUUCAAGUUACAAAUACAGAAGAAGAUGACAACAAUAAAAUAAUAUCGAUACCAGUUGAAUCUCCUUCGUAUUACGUACCACCGAUAGUUAGUCCCGAAGAGAUGGAAGUUAAAGUUGUCGGUAAAGAGGUAAAAACAGUUUUAGCGACAAAGGAAAGAAAAAAGAGGAAACGGAGGGCAGGCUGGGAUAUGGAACAGAUAACUACAGAUGAUGAUGGUGACGUUGUUCAAUGGUGCGGUUGUACAUGGCCAGAGCUCGAAUUUCCUCCCCGACAACCAGGGGUGAGAGGCAAAACUAUACAUAUGUCUAAAAUAUAUAUUGUAUAUCGUAAAAAAAUGAAAAAAUAG
Messenger RNA from Dimorphilus gyrociliatus, 445 nucleotides. Lineage: Eukaryota; Metazoa; Annelida; Polychaeta; Dinophilidae. The record is from the annotation of a GenBank genome assembly.